Molecule: messenger RNA, 8225 nt
Organism: Vombatus ursinus (common wombat)
Lineage: Eukaryota; Metazoa; Chordata; Mammalia; Diprotodontia; Vombatidae
Gene: KMT2B
Product: lysine methyltransferase 2B
Biological process (GO): positive regulation of DNA-templated transcription
Cellular component (GO): histone methyltransferase complex; nucleus
Molecular function (GO): histone H3K4 methyltransferase activity; protein binding; zinc ion binding
Source: RefSeq, a predicted model, not a curated record
AUGGCGGCGGCGGCGGGCGGCGGCGGUUGCCCGGGGCCUGGCUCGGCGCGGGGCCGCUUCCCGGGCCGGCCACGGGGCCCCGGCGGGGGCGGGGGCCGCUGCGGGCGGGGCGGCGGCGGGGAGCGGGCCCGGGUGACCCUGCGACGAGGCGGCGGCGGCGCGGCCGGGGCUGGGGGAGCGGAACCCGGCGAGGACACGGCCCUGCGCCGCCUGCUCGGCCUUCGCCGGGGCCUGCGCCGGCUCCGCCGUUUAUGGAGGGGACCGCACACUCGUCGAGGCCGGGGCCGGGGCCGGGGCCGGGGCCGGGCCGGCCUGCAGGAGAAGCCCGAACAGGGCCAGGGGCAGGAGGAGGAGGAGGAGGAGGAGGAGGAGAAGAGCAGUGACGAGGAGAACGAGGAGGAGGAGGAGGAGUUUCUGGGUUUCCACUCAGAUGAAGAUGUGGCCCCCAGUUCCCUGCGCUCUGCGCUUCGGUCCCAGCAAGGUGGAACCCCCAGAGGCCGGGGCCGCAAACACAGGACAACCCCCCCUCCACCUCCCCGCCCAGCCGAAGCAGUCCUUCCCCCCCAGAAGGCCCCGUCCCGGAGACGGGGUGAGACUGGCAAAGAGCGGAUGGUGCAGGUACUGGCUGAGCUGCUUCAGCGGGCCCAGGCCCCCCCAAGCCCCCGGGUUCGUGUCUCUGAAUCUCCCACCCCUCGUCGGCCUCGAGGCCGGCCACCAGGCUCUUGCAAAAAGAAGAAGCUGCCGGCAGUGGUAGCAACAACAUCAGCUCCUAAGCCAGCACUCCCUGUAGUCCCAGGAAAUCGACGAGCUGGGGCCUGGAGAUGUCGAGAAGCCCCGGGCCCUGGCUCUGGGAGCCGCAAAAGAGGGCAAUCUGGUCGAGGGGGCAGAGGAGGUAGGGGCCGUGGCCGAGGAAGGCUCCCUCUCCUGCUCAAGUUCGUCUCUAAGGCCAAAAAGAUGAAGAUGGGACAGCUGACCUUGGGACCUGAGCCAGGAAGGGGUCGAGGCCGUCGAAGGGGGGGACGUCGGGGGGCCCCGCCAGGUAGAAUUGGGUCUGGCCGAGGAGGGGGGCAACAUCAGAAGUGGCAGCAACGGGAAGAAGAAGAAAAAGAUGAAGAAGAGAAAAAGGUGACCAAGGAAGAGGAAGAAAAACCACCUUCACCACCACCUCCUCUACCUCCUCCCCCCCCCCCCCCCCCCCCCCCCCCCCCCCCCCCCCCCCCCCCCCCUCCAGCCCCUGAGGAAGAGGGAGACGCACCACCUCCCAUGGCCACAGCUACUCGAUCCCGAAAAAGAGGCCGGCCCCCCCUGACCCCUACCCAGCGAGCUGAACGGGAGGCAGCCCGAGCAGGGCCAGAGGGUGGUUCCCCCCCUACCCCUGUCCCCCCUGCGGGGCCUCCUGAAGACAGUCCCACAGCCCCUCCCAAGGGGACCACUUUCCUGAAAAACAUCCGCCAGUUUAUCAUGCCUGUUGUGAGUGCCCGAUCUUCCCGUCUCAUCAAGACCCCUCGACGGUUCAUGGAUGAAGAGGCCCCUCGACCCCCAAGGACUGAGACCUCACCCCCUUCCCGGCCACCUGUGGAAGUCUCUCCACCAGCCCCGCAGGAACCAGCUCCAGCUCCACCCCCCACCCCCGCCCCUACCCCCACCCCUACCCCUACCCCUACCCCUUCUCCACCUCCCCGAUCACCAACACCCCCACCGGCCCCUCUCCCUGAAAAGAGACGUUCUAUCCUGAGGGAGCCCACGUUCCGAUGGACUUCAUUGAGUCUGGAGCUAGCCCCGCCUCCACCUCCAGCUCCUCCACCAGCCCCACCCCCAGCACCCAUGACCCCAUCCCGAAGGCCCCUUCUGCUUCGAGCUCCCCAGUUCACUCCCAGUGAAGCCCACCUGAAGAUCUAUGAAUCUGUGCUGACCACACCUCUACCCGGGCCCCUUGAUCCCCCUGAGCCAGAGCCUCCCCCAGCUGAAGAACCUAUUUUGGAGCCUGAGGCCCGGACAGGUAGUCGAACCAAUCACCUCAGCUUGCCCUGUUUCACCGCUUCAGCAACCACACCCACAAAGGCUGAGGACCCACAAGGCUCACUGGUCCCCAGCAACGGGCAGCAGCAACCACCGCCGCAGCCACCCCCUCCCCCUGAUGAGCAGAGUCUUUGUGCCCGGGGAACAAUUUCACUUCCACUCUCUGGAGUAGAAGAGAAGAUGUUCAGUCUUCUCAAGAAGGCUAAAGUACAGCUCUUCAAGAUUGAUCAGCAACAGCACCAGCAGAAGGUGGUGCCCCCAACUCCGCCAAGCCCUGGAAUGAAGGCAGAAGAGGCUGUGAGGACCCUCAAGCAGAGCCCUGAUAGAGGGGCUGUCAAGUCUGAGGAUGAGUUUCUGGAAGCCAAGAAAGAGAGACCCCCGGGUCCUGAGUCACCAGUACAGGGCCCUCGAAUCAAGCAUGUUUGUCGUCAUGCUGCCGUGGCAUUGGGCCAGGCUCGAGCCAUGGUACCUGAAGAUGUUCCUCGACUCAGUGCCCUGCCCCUUCGGGAGCGACAUGACCUUGCCGCUGAUGAUACAUCGUCAGCAUCUGAGACCGAAGGCCUCCCAUCACGGUCCCGAAGGGGAAAAGCAGAACCGGCAGGCCUGGGUGGGAGCUCAGGUUCCACAGGGACUGGGGGGGCCCUGCCACAUGCCCCGAGGCGUUCUCUGCCCUCCCACCAGGGCAAGAAGAUGCGGAUGGCACGAUGCGGGCGCUGCAGAGGUUGCCUGCGACUGCAAGACUGUGGGUCCUGUGUCAAUUGCCUGGACAAGCCCAAGUUUGGAGGCCCAAACACCAAAAAACAGUGCUGUGUGUACCGGAAGUGUGAUAAGAUUGAGGCCCGAAAGAUGGAACGCCUGGCUAAGAAAGGCCGCACAAUGGUGAAGACACUGUUACCCUGGGAUUCAGAUGAAUCCCUGGAAGCCUCACCUGGGCCUCCCAGCUCACGUCGGGGGUCAGGAGGUGGGGGGCCCCGGGAGGAGGCAGUGGCCCCGCCUGGGUCUGAAGAGCAGGAUCCCCUCCUGCAGCGCAAGUCAGCCCGUCGCUGCGUCAAACAGCGGCCUUCCUAUGACAUUUUUGAAGACUCGGAUGACUCGGACCCAGGUGUCCCCCCAGCUUCCCGCCGCCGUGCACCUCGAGAAAAUGAGUUGCCCCUGCUGGAGCCAGAGGAGCAGAGCCGGCCCAGGAAGGCCACUUUGCAGCCUGUGGUGCAGCUUAAGGCUCGGAGGCGCCUCGAAAAGGACACUUCCGCCCCUGGACCCUUUGCCUCCUUCCCCAAUGGCUGGACUGGAAAGCAGAAAUCUCCCGACGGUAUCCACCGAGUCCGUGUGGAUUUCAAGGAGGACUGUGACCUAGAAAACGUGUGGCUGAUGGGUGGUCUGAGCGUGCUCACUUCUGUGCCUGGGGGUCCUCCCCUUGUGUGUCUGCUGUGUGCCAGCAAAGGCUUACAUGAGCUGGUGUUUUGUCAGGUGUGCUGUGACCCUUUCCACCCCUUCUGCUUGGAGGAGGCAGAGCGGCCACUGCCCCAGCACCAUGACACCUGGUGCUGCCGCCGGUGCAAGUUCUGCCAUGUCUGUGGGCGUAAGGGCCGUAGCACUAAGCACCUCUUGGAGUGUGAGCGUUGCCGCCAUGCCUACCACCCUGCCUGCUUGGGGCCCAGUUACCCAACUCGUGCCACCCGUAAGAGGCGUCAUUGGAUCUGCUCAGCGUGUGUUCGAUGUAAAAGCUGUGGAGCAGCUCCAGGGAAGAACUGGGACAGCGAGUGGUCAGGAGAUUGUAGUCUUUGCCCUGGCUGUACCCAGCUUUAUGAGAAAGGAAACUUUUGCCCAAUUUGUACACGCUGCUAUGAGGAUAAUGACUAUGAGAGCAAGAUGAUGCAGUGUGCACAGUGUGACCACUGGGUGCAUGCCAAGUGCGAGGGCCUCUCAGAUGAAGGCUACGAGAUUUUGUCUGGGCUGCCAGACUCGGUGCUAUAUACGUGUGGGCCAUGUGCUGGGACAGCCCCUCCUCGGUGGAGAGAAGCCCUGGAUGGGGCCCUCCGGGGGGGACUGCACCAGGUACUACAAGGGUUACUGAGUGCCAAGGUGACUGGACCUCUGCUACAGUGCACCCAGUGUGGACAGGAUGGGGAGCAGUUGCACCGAGGACCCUGUGACCUCCGAGCUGUAAGCCAGCUCUUUGAAGAUGGACACUACAGCUCUGUGCACAAUUUCAUGGAGGAUGUGGUCGCUAUCCUGAUGAGACACAUGGAGGAAGGGGAGGCCCCUGAGCGCCGGGCUGUCGGGCAGGCCAAGGGACUCUUAUUGAAGCUGCUAGAGUCUGCCUUCAGUUGGUUUGAUGCCCACGAUCCUAAGUACUGGAGACGGAGUACCCGGCUGCCCAAUGGAGUCCUGCCCAAUGCAGUUCUGCCCCCAUCUGCGGAUCACAUCUAUGCUCAGUGGAGGCAACAAGAGUCUGAGACCCCAGUAUCUGGCCACCCCCCUGGCGGAGGGGCCGUUCCAGCCACACAGGCAAAGGAGCUGGCUUUGGAUCCCCCCCUAGAGGACCCACGCCAGUGUGCCCUCUGCCUCAAGUAUGGAGAUGCUGAUUCCAAGGAGGCUGGAAGGCUCUUAUACAUUGGACAGAACGAGUGGACACACGUCAAUUGUGCCAUCUGGUCAGCAGAAGUGUUUGAGGAGAAUGAUGGCUCCCUCAAGAACGUUCAUGCAGCUGUAGCCCGAGGCCGGCAGAUGAGGUGUGAACUGUGCCUGAAGCCUGGGGCCACUGUGGGCUGCUGCUUGUCCUCUUGCCUUAGCAAUUUCCACUUCAUGUGUGCCCGAGCCAGCUGCUGUAUCUUCCAGGAUGACAAGAAGGUUUUUUGCCAAAAACACACGGACCUCCUGGAUGGCAAGGAGAUUGUGACCCCUGAUGGCUUUGAUGUCCUCCGCCGGGUCUAUGUUGAUUUCGAGGGCAUCAGUUUCAAGCGAAAGUUUUUGACAGGAUUGGAGCCAGACGCCAUCAAUGUGCUCAUCGGCUCCAUCCGAAUUGAUUCCUUGGGAACACUGUCUGACCUGUCUGACUGCGAGGGAAGACUCUUUCCCAUUGGCUACCAGUGCUCACGUCUGUACUGGAGCACAGUGGAUGCCCGUCGGCGCUGCUGGUAUCGGUGCCGGAUCCUAGAGUAUCGACCCCGGGGCCCUCGGGAGGAGCCUGACCACACAGGGGCAGCAGAGGAGAAUAGGACCAUUGUGCAUAGCCCCAUCCCUACUUCAGAGCUGCUUGGAGCUGAGUGCCCCCAACCAGGGCCUGACACAGUUUCCCUGGGUCCUGAGCGCUACUCCCCUGCCCAGAACACAGGCCCCUUGCCACCCCCUCCAGAGCAGAGCAUCACCCCUUCCCCAGUUCCCCGAUCUGUCUCAGGGGCUAGAAUCAAAGUGCCCAACUACUCACCUUCCCGAAGGCCCCUGGGAGGUGUCUCCUGCUGGCCACUCCCCUCCCCUGGAAGUCCAUCAUCUCUGUCUCACCACAUCCCAACAGUUGGUGAUCCAGACUUCCCAGCUCCCCCAAGACGAUCCCGCCGUCCCAGCCCCCUGGCUUCCCGGCUACCACCCCGAUGGGCCUCUCCACCCUCCAGGCCCGCUCCUCAGCUCAGGGUGCCCCCUCCUACCUCAGCCCUCGAGGCCCUCAUGCCUACCUCAGGGGAGCUGGCUCCCCCUGGUCCAGCCUCCUCCCCACCCCCUCCUCCUGAGGACUUGGGCCCUGACUUUGAGGACAUGGAGGUGGUGCCAGGGCUGAGCGCGGCCGACUUGGACUUUGCGGCUAGCCUGCUUGGGUCUGAACCCUUCCAGGAGGAGGAGAUUGUGGCAGAGGGGGCUGGGGGAAGUAGCCGGGGAGGUCCUGGGGAUAGUUCAGAGGAGGAGGCUGGCCCUGCUGCCCACUACAUUCACUUCCCCCCAACUGUGGUGCCUGGGCCUGUCCUACCACCUGGUCCCAUACCUGGAACCCCCAGAAUUGAACAGCUGGACGGAGUGGAUGAUGGCACAGACAGUGAAGCUGAGGCCGUCCAGCAGCCCCGGGGCCAGGAAGCCCCCCCUUCGGGGCCAGGGGUGGGGGGGGUAGGGGGUGGGGGGGGAGGAGAUGGGGCAAGGCCCCCUGAGGACCUUCCUUCUGAAAUUGUGGAGUUUGUACUAAAGAACCUGGGUGGAGCUGGUGAGGGUGGGGCUGGCCCUGGUGAAGAGCCCCCCCCUCCACCCCCCCCACUGGCUAACGGCAGCCAGGCGCCCCCAGCCCCACUCCCCACCCCAGCUGAUCCCCCCCGGACGUUCACCUGGCUUCCUGGGGCUCCUGGAGUUCGUGUGCUAAGCCUCAGUCCUGCCCCUGAACCCCCGAAAACUGCUGCCUCCAAGAUCAUUCUUGUUAACAAACUGGGGCAGGUGUUUGUGAAAAUGGCAGGGGAGAGUGAGCCAGCCCCACCUCUGCCAAAACGGCCCCCACCAACCCCUCCUACUGCCACCCCAGCCUGGGGCCUCACCCCUGGGCCCUUGCUGAGUGUGCUGCCUGUGGUGGGGGUGGUGCGCCCCCCACCUCCGCCUCCUCCAUCGCUGACCCUGGUGCUGAGCAGUGGGCCCCCCAGCCCCCCCCGCCCAGCCAUUCGAGUCAAGAGGGUGUCAACCUUCGCUGGCCGCAGCCCCUCAGCACCCCCCCCAAACAAGGCCCCCCGGCUGGAUGGGGAGGGGGAAUCCCCCGGGAGUUCCCCCCAAUCAGCGGGGGCCUUGGGCAGUGGAUUGAGCAGAGUACGGAUGAAAACGCCCACUGUACGAGGGGUCCUUGACCUGGAUGCUCCUGGGGAACCUAGUGGGGGAGAAAGUCCUCUGACCCUUCCUGACCGGUCCCCAUUGCUACCGCUGCCAGACUGUGGCUUCCCUAAGGUCUCAGAUGGCCCCCCAGACCUGCUGCUUGAGCCCCAGUGGCACCACUACUCAGGUGAGGCAUCAAGUUCAGAGGAUGAUCCACCAUCCCCUGAAGACAAGGAGAACCAGGGGCCCAGGCGGGCGGGCCCCCACCUGCGCUUUGAGAUCAGCAGUGAAGAUGGCUUCAGUGUGGAAGCUGAGAGCCUGGAAGGGGCAUGGCGGACCUUGAUUGAGAAGGUCCAGGAGGCCCGGGGUCAUGCUCGGCUCAGACACCUCUCCUUCAGUGGGAUGAGCGGUGCACGGCUCUUGGGGAUCCACCAUGAUGCUGUGAUCUUCCUGGCUGAGCAGCUGCCAGGGGCCCAGCGCUGCCACCACUACAAGUUCCGAUACCACCAGCAGGGGGAGGGGCAGGAGGAGCCUCCCCUGAACCCCCACGGUGCCGCCCGGGCAGAAGUCUACCUCCGGAAAUGCACCUUUGACAUGUUCAACUUCCUGGCGUCUCAGCACCGAGUGCUGCCCGAGGGCGCUGCCUGCGAUGAGGAGGAGGACGAGGUGCAGCUCAGGUCUACCAGGCGUGCCACCAGUUUGGAGCUGCCCAUGGCCAUGCGCUUCCGUCACCUUAAGAAGACAUCCAAAGAGGCUGUGGGGGUCUACAGGUCAGCCAUCCACGGCCGAGGCUUGUUCUGCAAACGCAACAUUGACGCUGGGGAGAUGGUCAUCGAGUACUCGGGCAUCGUCAUCCGCUCAGUGCUCACAGACAAGCGGGAGAAGUACUACGAUGGGAAGGGCAUUGGGUGCUACAUGUUUCGCAUGGAUGACUUUGACGUGGUGGACGCCACCAUGCACGGCAAUGCCGCGCGCUUCAUCAACCACUCGUGUGAGCCCAACUGCUUCUCACGGGUGAUCCAUGUGGAGGGCCAGAAGCACAUCGUCAUCUUCGCUCUGCGCCGCAUUCUCCGGGGGGAGGAGCUCACCUACGACUACAAGUUCCCCAUCGAGGACGCCAGCAACAAGCUGCCCUGCAACUGCGGGGCCAAGCGCUGUCGCCGCUUCCUCAACUGACACCCUGCCCUCCUAGCUCCGGCUGUGGGCCCCUGGCCUGGCCCCGAGGGGAUCCCACUCACAUACUUUACCAUCUUAUUGCCCCCUCCCGCCUCAGCACGUGUCCCCAGGGAGCCCUGCCUGCAGGGUCCAGGAUGUAGAUAGAUUGUACAAAGGUUUCUAAAUCCCUUCUUUUCUAUGCACUUUUUUUAUUUAAAAGGUGGGGUCCCAGGGGGGACUCCCCCCCACAAUAAAGUCCGUCAAUGUUUGGAUCCACA